Molecule: messenger RNA, 900 nt
Organism: Acanthisitta chloris (rifleman)
Lineage: Eukaryota; Metazoa; Chordata; Aves; Passeriformes; Acanthisittidae
Gene: ERICH1
Product: glutamate-rich 1
Exons: 5
Source: RefSeq, a predicted model, not a curated record
UGUUCUUGGCGAAAUUGCUGCAACGACUGUAUGGUGAAACUUCAUCUUCCCUCGUGCACACCUCGAGCAACGACUAGGAGGCAGGUGGUGGGAAUCUGGGACCCAAAGCCGGAGAAAGCAGUUUGGAUAAUGCUCAGACUUCGCCAGCAGAUGCUCCCACAUCAACUGGUGCACCCUGCCAGUCACUUCAAGGGAGUGACAAUGCAAUUAUGUCUCCGAGAAGAAUUUACACAGUGGAUCUUCCUCCGGAGGGUUAUGUUGCAGCUACUGCAGGCACUGUUGGCAGUGCAGUUUCUGAAAGCUCCGGCAGCAGCGCUGACUCAACAGAAGAGGAAUAUCAAGGGCAAACCAAGAGAAAACGCGUUCGGAGGAGGAAACAGAAGAGCAGUUUGCUCAUCUCUAAUAAUUUGCAUGGAGAACAAACGGAUUCUGGAACACAAGAGACUCUUGCUCAGGAUAACAUACAGCUGCAGCAAACAGACAGCCCCAAAAUAAGCAAAAACAAGAAGAGGAAGCUGAAAAAGAAGCGACAGAAGGAAAAGAGGAGAGCAGCUGGCUUGGUGACAAAAGCUGCCGGUGUGGAUUUUACAUACCAGCCCGACAGAAACAACGGAGGAGAAGCAGCAGGCUUAAAAGACAUAGAUGCAAAGGCAGAUAGCAUUCUGGACUUCCUGCAGGCAACACAACAGAUCUAUUUUGCUGACAAGAAAUCAGCACACACAGGUGCUGCAGUAAGUGCAGACACUGCCCAAGAGCUCCUGCAGCAUCUUGGAUCUCACACGGUGUGUCCCUCGGACCUGGCUCACCUGCACCGCCUGAAAUCCCUCGUGCUGCUGCAGGACACUGAGAGACUCCAGGAUGCUCUGAGGCAGUUCCAGGAGCAAUCCACCAUGCCUCCUG